This is a messenger RNA of Solanum verrucosum, 819 nucleotides long. RefSeq names its product ras-related protein RABA3. Bases 65 to 796 code for a protein of 243 amino acids. The transcript is spliced from 2 exons. Gene Ontology annotation, molecular function: GTPase activity; GTP binding. Gene Ontology annotation, cellular component: endosome. The record is from RefSeq and is a predicted model, not a curated record. Lineage: Eukaryota; Viridiplantae; Streptophyta; Magnoliopsida; Solanales; Solanaceae.
CAAUAUUUUUGUGUGUGAAGAAUUUCAGGAACAAGUAGUUGGAUUGGAACAUUGAAACAAGACGAUGAACCAAGAAAUGAGUGGCGUUGAGGAUCAAAUGAAACGUGUAAAUGGGGUUCAUCAUAAUGAGGAUAAAAUAGAUUAUGUGUUUAAGGUGGUGGUGAUUGGAGACUCUGCUGUUGGGAAAACUCAGGUUCUUUCCAGGUUUGCUAAGAAUGAGUUCUGUUUUGACUCAAAAUCUACAAUUGGUGUUGAGUUUCAGACUAGAACUGUUUCUAUUCAGUCUAAAGUGAUUAAGGCUCAGAUCUGGGACACUGCUGGACAAGAAAGAUACAGAGCAGUGACAAGUGCAUACUACAGAGGAGCGUUAGGAGCCAUGUUAGUUUACGACAUAACAAAGAGACAGACAUUCGACCAUGUAGCUAGAUGGGUUGAGGAACUCAGGGCUCACGCCGAUAGUUCCAUUGUGAUCAUGUUGAUCGGUAACAAAGCUGAUUUAGUAGAUUCGAGGGCUGUUCCAACUGAAGAUGCGGUUGAAUUUGCAGAGAGGCAGGGCCUAUUUUUCUCUGAGACAUCAGCUCUUAGCGGCCACAAUGUGGAAUCAGCCUUCUUUAAACUUUUGGAAGAAAUAUUCCACAUGGUAUCAAGGAAGACUUUGUUGGUCGCUUCUGGUGCUAAUGGAAAUUACCUCAAAGAGACUAAUAAUGGAUUGCUUAAAGGAUUGAAAAUUGAUGUUAUUUCUGGUCCUGAUUUUGAAGUUAGUGAGAUGAAGAAACUAUCUUCUUGCUCUUGCUAAAUAUAUAUUUAAACAAAAAGAUU